This is a messenger RNA of Lagenorhynchus albirostris (white-beaked dolphin), 2103 nucleotides long. RefSeq names its product eukaryotic translation initiation factor 4 gamma 2-like. The record is from RefSeq and is a predicted model, not a curated record. Lineage: Eukaryota; Metazoa; Chordata; Mammalia; Artiodactyla; Delphinidae. Gene Ontology annotation, cellular component: eukaryotic translation initiation factor 4F complex. Gene Ontology annotation, molecular function: mRNA binding; translation initiation factor activity; protein binding.
AUGAUGGAACAAUGCAUACAGCAUGGAGUUGCUAUUCUUCAUUGUCAUGCUGCCAAAGUGAAGAAUGAGAUUGCAGAAGGCAGUACUUCUCAUUUCAGUGCUUCUUCUGGCGGAGGAGGAAGCCGGGGUGCACCUCAGCACUAUCUCAAGACUGCUGGCAACAGUGAGUUCCUGGGGAAAUCCCCAGGGCAAAACGUGCAGAAAUGGAUUCCUGCAGGAAACACUAGGCGAGGUGACAACUCCGUAGCAAACAACUAUGCAAAUGAAAGAGAACAACAUGAUGCAAUCUUCAGGAAAGUAAGAGGCAUACUAAGUAAGCUUACUCCUGAGAAGUUUGACAAGCUUUGCCUUGAGCUCCUCAUUGUGGGUGUAGAGUCUAAACUCAUCCUUAAAGGGAUCAUACUGCUGAUUGGGGACAAAGCCCUAGAAGAGCCAAAGUAUAGCUCACUGUAUGCUCAGCUAUGUCUGCGAUUGGCAGAAGAUGAACCAAACUUCGAUGGCCCAGCAGCAGAGGUUCAACCAGGACAGAAGCAAAGCACAACAUGCAGACACCUCUGAAUUUCCAAAUUACAAGAUGAAUUUGAAAACCGAACCAGAAAUGUUGAUAUCUAUGAUAAGUGUGAAAAUCCCCUCCUCCCUGAGGAGGAGGAACAGAGAGCCAUUGCUAAGAUCAAGAUGUUGGGGAACAUCAGAUUCGUUGGAGAACUUGGAAAGCUUGAUCUUAUUUAUGAAUGUAUCCCUAAAACACUUUUGGAAAAAAAGAAGAGACUCCAACUCAAAGAUAUGGAAGAGGAUUUGGAGUGCCUCUGUCAGAUAAUGAGGACAGUGGGACCUAGAUUAGACCAAGAAAGAGCCAAGUCCUUAAUGGAUCAGUACUUUGCCCAAAUGUGCUCCUUGAUGUUAAGUAAGGAAUUGCUGGUGAGGAUUUGUUUCCUGCUGCAGCAUACCAUAGAGUUGAAAGAACACCAUUGGGUUCCUCGCAAGGCUUUUCUUGACAAUGGACCAAAGAUGAUCAAUCAAAUCCAUCAAGAUGUGGUAAAAGAUCUAGGAGUGUUUAUUCCUGCUCCUAUGGCUCAAGGGAUGAGAAGUGACUUCUUUCUGGAGGAACCGUUCAUGCCACCCAGGAUGACAAUGGAUAGGGACCCACUUGGAGGACUUGCUGAUAUGUUUGGACAAAUGCCAGGUAGCAGAAUUGGUACUGGUCCAGGAGUUAUCCAGGAUAGAUUUUCACCCACUAUGGGGCGUCAUUGUUCAAAUCAACUCUUCAGUGGCCAUGGGGGACACAUCAUACCUCCCACGCAAUCACAGUUUGGGGAGAUGGGAGGCAAGUUUAUGAAAAGCCAGGGGCUAAGCCAGCUCUACCAUAACCAGAGUCAGGGAGUUUUAUCCCAGCUGCAAGGACACUUGAAGGAUAUGCCACCUCAGUCUUCUAAGAAAGGACAGCUUAAUGCAGAUGAGAUUAGCCUGAGGCCUGCUCAGUCUUUCCUAAUGAAUAAAAAUCAAGUGCCAAAGCUUCAGCCCCAGAUAACUAUGAUUCCUUCUAGUGUACAACCACCACACACUCAAACACCACCUCUGGGACAGACACCUCAGCUUGGUCUCAAAACUAAUCCACCACUUAUUCAGGAAAAGCCUGCCAAGACCAGUAUAAAGCCACCACCAUCAAAGGAAGAACUGCUUAAACUAACCAAAACUGUUGUAACCAAGUAUCUGAAUAGUGGAAAUGCAAACGAAGCUGUCAAUGGUGUAAGAAGAGAGAUGAGGGCUUCUAAACACUUUCUCCCUGAGAUAUUAAGCAAAGUAAUCAUCCUGUCACUAGAUAGAAGUGAUGAAGAUAAAGAAAAAGCAAGUUCUUUGAUCAGUUUACUCAAACAGGAAGGGAUGGCGACAAGUGACAACUUCAUGCAGUCUUUCCUGAGUGCAUUGGACCAGUGCCCCAAACUGGAGAUUGAUAUCCCCUUGGUGAAAUCAUAUUUAGCACAGUUUGAAGCCCAUGCUAUCAUUUGGGAGCUGGUGAGCAUUUCAGAACUAGCUCAACCACUGGAAAGUGGCACCCAUUUUCCUCUCUUCUUAGUUUGUCUUCAGCAAUUAGCUAAAUUAUAA